This is a messenger RNA of Cariama cristata (Red-legged seriema), 1180 nucleotides long. It is a transcript of the gene PARVG, whose product is annotated as parvin, gamma. The transcript is spliced from 12 exons. Gene Ontology annotation, biological process: cell projection assembly; substrate adhesion-dependent cell spreading; establishment or maintenance of cell polarity. The record is from RefSeq and is a predicted model, not a curated record. Gene Ontology annotation, molecular function: actin binding. Bases 1 to 969 code for a protein of 322 amino acids. NCBI's taxonomy places the organism in Eukaryota, Metazoa, Chordata, Aves, Cariamiformes, Cariamidae. Gene Ontology annotation, cellular component: focal adhesion; actin cytoskeleton; cytoplasm.
AUGGAUCCAGACUUUUUAAAUGUGUUUACACAGCCUGCUGCACUUAAUCAAUUCCUAGCUGAGAAUGUCAUCGCUCAAGGUGAGAAGAAGAAACUCAUAAAACCGACCUCAAACAACAAUCCCAAAUUGGAAGAAUUAAAACUGUUAUUGAUUGACUGGAUUAACACAACUCUGAAAGAGGAACACAUAGUAGUUAAAAGUCUGGAAGAAGAUCUGUAUGAUGGGCUGGUACUUCAUCAUCUUUUGGAAAACCUAGGAUCUCUCAAGCUGGAUGUUGACAAGAUUGCAUUAACAGAAAACAAACAGCGACAGAAACUCUCUGUGAUUCUGGAGGCUGUGGCUAAGUGUUUGCAACUGGAAGAAAGUCAGCUGAAAUGGAGUGUGGAAUCUAUCUUGAGAAAGGACUUACUAAGCACACUGCAUCUUCUGGUUGCAAUAGCAAAACACUUCGAACCCAACCUCUCCAUGCCUCCAAAUGUUCAAGUGGAAACAAUCACCAUUGAGAACACCUCCAGAGGAUUAAAGACAGCAAAUGAGGUGGAAUGUAUCACAGAAAACAAGGAGAAUUCAGAAGUGCAGUCAAAAGAUGAUGCCUUUGAUGAAUUAUUUACCCGUGCCCCAGAUAAACUAAAUGCUGUAAACCAGGUAUUUUUGCAAUUUGUCAACCAGCAUGUUGGAAAAUUAGGAUUAAGUGUGCAAGACAUCAAAUCUCAGUUUGCAGAUGGAGUUACCUUACUUCUGUUAAUUGGACAAUUGGAGGGUUACUUUCUGAAUUUAAGGGAUUUCUUCCUGACUCCAGCCAGCACCACAGAGAUGCUUCACAACGUUAACCUUGCAUUGGACUUGCUGGCAGAUGGAGGUCUUCUGAAUUUUUCUGUGAACUCUGAAGAUAUUGUGAACGGAGAUAUAAAGGCUACAAUGCGGAUUCUGUAUUGCUUAUAUUCCAAAUACAAGACCAAAGAAACAUGAAGAGCAAGGCCAAGAUCUUGGACUCUUUUUUUUUUUCUUUUUUUUUUUUUUUCUUCCCCCCUCUAGCAUGUCAUGGUCUGAUUUUUGGAUUCCCAGCUCUGCCACUGUUUAUGUGCGUGCACUUGUGUUUGACACUUGCAGUAUUAACAUUGUAUAUGCAAGUAUGUAUUCAUGCAAGGUUUCACGUAUACAGCCUGAGCAACUGUAAGUA